AUGCAUUUCACUCCAGAAUUUGUUGAUGUCUUUCUCGAGGAGAUACGAAGUGGUUUACCACCUCAAAGAGGGAUUGAGCAUCAAAUAGACUUCACUCUAGGGGCUGCCACACUAAAUAGACCAGCCUAUAGAAGUAAUCUAGAGGAGACAAAGGAGCUUCAAAGGCAAGUAGAUGAAUUGAUGUCUAAAAGUUCUAAAGGUCUAGAUGUUGAUGAGGAAAAGGUGCAAGCAAUUAAGGAAUUGCCGACACCUACCAACAUUAGCCAACCUAAGGAGUUUGUCAUACAUACAAAUCAUGAGAGUUUGAAGCAUCUCAAGAGGCAAGAUAAGUUGAACCGAAGACAUGCAAAGUGGAUGGAUUUUAUUGAGACAUUCCCAUAUAUGAUCAAGUAUAAGAAAGUUAAAGAGAAUGUUGUUGCUGAUGUAUUAUCCCAAAGGUAUGCUUUGCUUAAUGCUCUUAAUUCUAAAUUGCUGGGUUUUGGGUUUAUUAAGGAGUUGUAUUUGAAUUACAAUGACUUUGGUAAUGUGUUUAAUACUUGUGCUAAUGAGGCUGCCUUUAAUAAUUUCAAUGUAUUUGAUGGAUAUCCUUACCAAAAGAAUAGUCUAUGCAUUUAUAGUUGUUCUUUGCAUGAGAUACUUGUUAAAGAGGCACAUGAGGGCGGUUUAAUCGGUCAUUUUAGGGUGCAUAAGACUUAUGACAUACCGAUUGAACAUUUCUAG
Messenger RNA from Ricinus communis (castor bean), 720 nucleotides. RefSeq lists its product as uncharacterized. The transcript has 4 exons. NCBI's taxonomy places the organism in Eukaryota, Viridiplantae, Streptophyta, Magnoliopsida, Malpighiales, Euphorbiaceae. The record is from RefSeq and is a predicted model, not a curated record. Bases 1 to 720 code for a protein of 239 amino acids.